AAAUGACAUUGCUGUGCUUCCUCACAAAAAAUUACCAACCACGUACCCACGCCAAUUAAUUAACCCAGCUAGCUAGCUAGCUAGUAUAUAUACAUAGCUUAGAGCAGCUAGCUUAAUAUAACUUCCAUUUGAUCUUUAUAUAUAUUCGUGCAAAUUAAAUCAUAGCUUUGAGAGAAGAACGAUAUAUACGGAUCAGAGACGACGUCGGAAAAGUGUGUGUGCACCAAUGCAGCAGCAGGGUGGCGGAGGCUGCAGUGGCGGCGUUCCAACUAGGUGUUCGGUUUGCGGUGAAGAGGAAGAGUUCGUCUUCUUUGUGGGCUGCCGUGAGUGCGGAGACAGCUACCCGGUGUGCAAACCUUGUGGGGAGGUGAAGGAAGGCUGCCGCCGCAGCGCUGCAGCUUGCAUCCGCUGCGGCACUGCCUCUGCUGAUGCCGCUGGAAACUUGGAAAUGGAGGAAAGAGAAACAGAGGGAUCAUACAACCACACAACAUUGCCUACUCAACUUAAUAAUCCCGAGGAGCUUGGAAUUCAUGCUAGAAACAUUAGCAUCAUUUCUACCGUGGACAGUGAAUACAAUGAUGACGUAUCGGGGAACCCGAUUUGGAAGAAUAGAGUGGAUAGUUGGAAAGAGAUGAAGAAGAUCAAAAAGAAGAAGUUAGAAAGGAAGACAGUAAAUGACGAUGAGAUUCCUCCAGAAGAACAACAACAACAUAUGGAAGAAAAUCCACUGUCAGCAGCAAGGGGUGGAGAGACGCUGCUUUCAUCGAUAAUCCGAAUUCCGAAGAGCCAAAUUGCACCCUACAGAACAGUGAUCAUUUUGAGGCUCAUAAUUCUCACCUUUUUCAUCCACUACCGAGUGAGCAACCCAGUUCAUAGUGCCUACCCCUUGUGGCUUACUUCAGUCAUUUGUGAGAUUUGGUUUGCUUUCUCUUGGCUCUUGGAUCAGUUUCCCAAAUGGGCUCCCAUCAACCGCCGGACAUACCUUCACAACCUCUCAGCUUCGUUUGAAAGCGAGGGCCAGCAAAACGCCCUGGCCGCAGUGGAUUUCUUUGUUAGCACGGUUGAUCCUCUGAAAGAACCGCCAUUGAUCACCGCCAACACCGUUCUUUCAAUCCUAGCCGUCGAUUAUCCCGUGGACAAAGUUUCAUGCUAUGUUUCCGAUGACGGUGCCGACAUCCUCACCUUCGAGUCUCUCGCGGAAACCGCUGAGUUUGCACGCAAAUGGGUACCCUUCUGCAAAAAGUUCUCCCUCGAACCCCGGGCGCCCGAGUUCUACUUCUCCCAGAAAAUCGAUUACCUCAAGGACAAAGUGCAGCCUUCUUUUGUCAAGGAAAGGAGAGCUAUAAAGAGAGAGUAUGAGGAGUACAAGGUGAGGAUAAAUGCAUUGGUUGCAAAGGCUCAAAAAACGCCAGAAGACGGGUGGACCAUGGCGGAUGGAACACCUUGGCCGGGAAAUAACUCAAGGGACCACCCAGGCAUGAUUCAGGUGUUCUUAGGAAAUACUGGUGCCCAUGACAUGGAAGGAAAUGAGCUCCCCAGACUAGUUUAUGUAUCCCGAGAGAAGAGGCCAGGGUAUCAACACCACAAAAAAGCCGGUGCAGAAAAUGCUCUGGUUAGGGUUUCUGCCAUUCUUACAAACGCACCCUACAUUCUCAACCUUGAUUGUGAUCACUAUGUUAACAAUAGCAAGGCCAUCCGUGAAGCAAUGUGUUUUCUGAUGGAUCCCCAAGUUGGCCAAGACUUAUGUUACGUGCAGUUCCCUCAGCGAUUCGACGGUAUAGAUAAGAGCGAUAGAUAUGCCAACCGUAAUGUUGUGUUCUUUGAUGUUAAUAUGAAAGGCUUAGAUGGAAUACAAGGACCAGUUUAUGUUGGUACUGGUUGUGUUUUCAACAGGCAAGCACUUUACGGUUAUAGUCCCCCAUCCAUCCCCCAAUUACCAAAGUCUUCAUCAUCAUCGUGUUCUUGGUGUGGAGGCUGUUGUUGUUGCUUCCGCGUUAGGAAGAUAACAAAAGAGAAGGAUGCAGCAGAGCUUUAUCGUGAUGCCAAAAGGGAGGAUCUCAAUUCCGCCAUUUUUAAUCUGAGGGAAAUCGAGAAUUAUGAUGAGUAUGAGAGGUCAUUGGUCAUCUCCCAGAUGAGCUUCGAGAAAACGUUUGGCAUGUCUUCGGUAUUCAUAGAGUCCACAUUAAUGGAAAAUGGAGGUCUUCCCGAUUCAUCUGAUCCAUCCACACUCAUCAAUGAGGCCAUUCAUGUCAUCAGUUGUGGCUAUGAAGAGAAGACUGCAUGGGGUAAAGAGAUCGGUUGGAUAUAUGGAUCAGUUACUGAAGAUAUCUUGUCGGGCUUCAAGAUGCAUUGCCGAGGGUGGAGGUCAAUAUAUUGCAUGCCUCUAAGGCCUGCAUUCAAGGGAUCUGCCCCAAUCAACUUAUCUGACAGGUUGCACCAAGUUCUCCGUUGGGCUCUUGGAUCAGUUGAGAUUUUCUUUAGCAGACAUUGUCCACUGUGGUAUGGAUUUGGAGGCGGCCGCCUGAGAUGGCUUCAGAGGCUUGCAUAUAUCAACACCAUUGUUUACCCUUUCACUUCCAUCCCCUUGGUCGCAUACUGCUCCUUGCCUGCUAUAUGUCUUCUCACUGGGAAAUUCAUCAUACCAACGUUGACGAAUGUUGCGAGCAUCCUGUUUCUUGGACUGUUUAUUUCGAUCAUCGUGGCGAGCAUUCUAGAGCUACGGUGGAGCGGUGUGAGCAUAGAGGACUGGUGGAGGAACGAGCAGUUUUGGGUCAUCGGAGGGGUUUCGGCUCACCUCUUUGCCGUCUUCCAGGGAAUCCUGAAAAUGAUUGCAGGGAUAGACACCAAUUUCACAGUGACCGCAAAGGGAGCAGCAGAGGACACAGAGUUUGGGGAUCUCUACAUCUUCAAAUGGACAACCGUCUUGAUCCCUCCCACCACCAUUCUCAUCGUCAACUUGGUGGGUGUGGUGGCUGGCUUUUCGGAUGCGCUCAACAGUGGAUAUGAGUCAUGGGGGCCACUGUUCGGGAAAGUCUUUUUUGCAUUUUGGGUCAUCUUUCAUCUCUACCCAUUCUUGAAAGGUCUCAUGGGGCGCCAGAAUCGCACCCCGACUGUUGUUGUCUUGUGGUCGGUGCUAUUGGCUUCCGUUUUCUCACUCGUCUGGGUUAAGAUAGAUCCAUUUGUUUCCAAGAAUGAUCCUUCUACCUUGGCUCAGAACUGCAUUUCUAUUGACUGCUGAGGAUAAAGCAGAGAAAUAAG
Cuscuta europaea is the source of this 3258-nucleotide messenger RNA. Lineage: Eukaryota; Viridiplantae; Streptophyta; Magnoliopsida; Solanales; Convolvulaceae. The record is from the annotation of a GenBank genome assembly.